UUCCCGCCGCCCGCGGAGGCGGAGCUGCGGCCCCAUCAUGGCGGAAGCGGAGGAGCAGCAGCUGCAGCCCGCCGCGCCGCAGAGUGGCAGCCGCAGCGACGGCGGGGAGGAGGCCGCGGAGGGCGGAGCGGCGGCGGGGGCCGCCGAACCGGGGCCACCCGCGGCCGGGUCGCCGGGCACCGAGGAGCCCGCGGGCGACGCGAAGAAGAAAAUUGACGUGCUGCUGAAGGCCGUGGGCGACACCCCCAUCAUGAAGACCAAGAAGUGGGCGGUGGAGCGGACCCGCACCAUCCAGGGCCUCGUGGACUUCAUCAAGAAAUUCCUCAAGCUGAUGGCCUCCGAGCAGCUGUUCAUAUAUGUAAACCAGUCUUUUGCUCCAUCUCCAGACCAAGAAGUUGGGACCCUCUAUGAGUGUUUUGGAAGUGAUGGCAAGCUAGUACUGCAUUAUUGCAAAACUCAGGCAUGGGGAUGAACAACAGGCAAUAGAGUUGUUCAGGUGUUCUCUUCAAAAAUGGAAAAAGGACUACUGUCUUAAACUCAACCUGUAAACACAUGGCAAGAAGGAUUUUUGCAUUUCUGCUUGUGCCUGUAUGAUGCAGGUGAAUAGCAUAAGCAAAGAGCUGCCUAGACUGUCUGAUCACGUGACUUCUUUCUGAUGUACAUCUGAGGUGCAGAAAAAACACUUGCAAUCUGUAGAGCAGAGCCAGCUAUCUUGCUGCUGACUUCUUAAUUGCUAUAUCUGAAGGGAAGCUAUUUCAGUUGUCUGGAGGACUGGCUGGUUGCCUCUGUCUGUAUGCUGUACUGAAGAUAAAAGUACCUUUUUUAUUAAAAGUGAUGUCUGUUGUACAUAUAGCCUGGG
Messenger RNA from Neopelma chrysocephalum (saffron-crested tyrant-manakin), 859 nucleotides. RefSeq names its product autophagy related 12 (gene ATG12). NCBI's taxonomy places the organism in Eukaryota, Metazoa, Chordata, Aves, Passeriformes, Pipridae. The record is from RefSeq and is a predicted model, not a curated record. Gene Ontology annotation, biological process: autophagy of mitochondrion; nucleophagy; C-terminal protein lipidation. The transcript has 4 exons. Gene Ontology annotation, cellular component: Atg12-Atg5-Atg16 complex; phagophore assembly site membrane; cytoplasm. The coding region runs from base 38 to 472 and encodes 144 amino acids.